UAGAACGUGUGCACGACAUAGCUACGCUAGCUAGGUUGGCAAUAAAAGGCUGUGACGAUUUAUAUCUAUGUUCUUAAUUUGAGUAAUUUAGAGGUAAUGAAGUACACAUUUAGCUAGCUGAUUAUUAUUUUUUCAUAACGUCCUCGUGGCAUGCCUGAGUUGGUUAUAUUCAACAAUGUCGCGUUAGUUAGCUAGCGUAACUAACCUAAACUAGCUAAGAUAGCUAACGAUAGAACGUAAAUCGGUCUAUAUUCCGAUAUUGCCUCGUGUUUUAUUUGUGUCUGAGCUUGAAAAGUGGGAACGAUGGUGGUUUCAGCAGACAUCUUUAUCUCAACUGCCCAUAAAUUUCUUUGCCGUGGGAGUAAGAAGAAGCGACUUCCAAAAUCAUCAUGUCUUGAUUUAGCUAUCCAGAUCAUAGCUGUGGACCUGGGCCUUAAACCAGCUCUUUUGUAUGACAGUAAUUCAGCAUCUGCAGAACAAUUGCACCAGUAUGUAACCUCCUUGUUCGGGAUUGGAUUGCUGACUACAGAACUGCAGAUAAUCUCCAUCAGUGGGAGUACUUUUGUCGUGAACUCUAAAUUCAUGAAGUCACACCUGGAAGAACUCCAAAGCAGGAAUCUCAUCAGUGUUGAUGUGUGUCCAUGGAGGGAACAGCCAUGCAUAACGGUUAUGGGGAGCAGCAAUGAAAAUAUGCUCAAGGACAUUUUAGAGUUCUUCAUGGACAAAGAGAAUGAAUGUUCAUCAGUCAUUGUGCUGGGAGAGGAGCUGUAUGGUAACUGGAAUCUGUGUACACUUUUUGGGAUCCUUUUAGGCUAUCCUGCUUCUUAUUGGUUUGAUCAAGCCCAGAGUUUGGAGAACUGUCUGAGUAUGACACCACUGGUGGUGAAUAAGGCUUGGGUUUGCUUGCAAAUAGGGGAUCGGAGGCAUUGCAGUUGUCUUUACUCUUUCAGUUUUCCUGAAGUAUUGUCGGCUGAAAUGCAUACAUUUAUAGAACAAUGGACUGGGCUAUUGAGAGACAGAUUUAGCAAACAAGCAGUGUUCAGUGAGCUCAGCUUUUCAAAAGAAACUGUUGUUCUACCAUGUGUAACAUUAUGAAUACCACAUAUUUGUGAAUGUGUUCAAAAUAAGUCAU
This is a messenger RNA of Electrophorus electricus (electric eel), 1132 nucleotides long. RefSeq names its product chromosome 7 C1orf74 homolog (gene c7h1orf74). Lineage: Eukaryota; Metazoa; Chordata; Actinopteri; Gymnotiformes; Gymnotidae. The record is from RefSeq and is a predicted model, not a curated record.